AUGAUAUCGCCCAGGAGUGAGAUGACGUCGGCAUGCAGAGGGACGCUGAAGGAAGGAGUCAUCACAAUACAGACCUCACAUCUUCCCAAGGACCUGCUGUAUGCUCCAGAACAUUCUAAGGCGGUGACCUUCAGGAAAUCAUCUCAGAAUGAUGACAGCUCCUUCCUGCCCAAGAAAAUCUUCCCAUCACGUCCAGGAACCAGAAGCCUCUCUACCACUUCCCUGCGCAAAGCUGAGGACUGGUUAUCAUACAAGCCUUAUGUCCAGCUGAUAAUGGACGCAGAAAAUGAGAAGAUCAGUGGCAUGACACAGAGUGUGCUGGAUGCAGAAAAUCAGUAUAACCAGUGCGUGGAUGAGCAUGUGAGACGGGCAGAGAGCGCUGAUCUUCGCAGGAAGGAGAUGCAGCAUAAGAGGUGGACGGAACGCGUGGCCGGACCACUACAGAAAACCAUAGAGAACUACAUAGAUAGCCAGGCCAGCGAGGACAUAGAGAGGAGGAGGAGAUGGCUUCUAGCACAGUACUUGGAAUAUUGCAACAAAAAGGGCAACGCAUUUAUGAGAGAUUAUGAUUCCUCCGAGUACAACCCGUUUAUUAAUCGCCUCUGCAAGCAGUACCUCCGGGUUUCAACUCCGGUAUUUAAGGAUCCGCUCCUGCAGCAGUACCAGAAGAGGUACGAGGAGGAGAAGGUGGCUCUGCACUGUGACACAGGCCGGCUCUAUUCAGCCAAAGAGAUCAAUGAGCUGAACCUGCAGAAGCUUCCACCGGCUCCUCUGGGGCGUCAGACCAUGAACGGGAUCAAUUGGUUGAAGACUCCAUUCGGUUACAUCGAGAGUGACAUCAGGCUAAAGAGCAGGCAGAGGGUGAGAGGAUCUGUGAACCAAGGAAGUCUGGACUUCAAGACAUGGGCCGAUACCAAAUACCCACCUGAGAUCUUCAGCGCUGAGAGGAACAUCUGUCACAAGAGGAAGUUUGCAGUCGAGACAUCCUCCAUGCCGGCAUAUACCAAGCACUGGGGUCCGGACCACACAGUCACAAUGAUCACCAUAUAG
Messenger RNA from Nanorana parkeri, 1050 nucleotides. It is a transcript of the gene FAM228B, whose product is annotated as family with sequence similarity 228 member B. The record is from RefSeq and is a predicted model, not a curated record. The transcript has 8 exons. NCBI's taxonomy places the organism in Eukaryota, Metazoa, Chordata, Amphibia, Anura, Dicroglossidae. The coding region runs from base 1 to 1050 and encodes 349 amino acids.